GUAAAUUACCGGUAAAAAACGCGUCAAUGACCAAGCCUGUUUUACCAUACCGGUCAGAAAAAUGCUGAUCUCUGAUUGGUUAAUACAUGUCCAAUCACAGUUUAGAAUUCCCAACGGCAUACAACUGUUUAUUUGUUCUAUCAGAUAAGGAUUUUCAUUGAGAACUUGGUGCAAUGGGGGAGAACAAAUCAAUAUAUAAACAUUUCUCUGCAUUACCUCUGCAACCUAACCAAAAAUUAAAAUCGUAUUCAUGUAACUAUUGCAAGAAAAAGUAUGCAGAAAACAUUACUCGUAUGCGAAAACAUCUUUAUAAAGAGUGUAGAAGUUGUCCUCAAGACUUACGGAAACUACAAUCGAUAGUUUUUGUGAUAAAAUGUCAAAAAAAGAUGAAGAUUCUCUACAAGAACUACUUGCAGAAGCGAUUUAUGCAUCUGGUACACCAUUAUGUAUAACAGAAAAUCCAUAUUGGCUAAAAUUUUUUAACGCAUUACGGCCUUCAUUUAAUUUGCCAUCAAGAUAUCAAAUAUCAAAUAAUCUUUUAGAUUCAGUAUUCGUUAGAACACAAAAUAUGGUUAAUGAAAAAAUUGAAUCUGCUACUACUGUUGGAGUGCAAUGUGACGCAUGGUCUAAUAUUCGCAAAGAAGGAAUCAUCAAUUUUAUUGUAACAACCCCAGCGCCAGUUUUUUUCAAAACAUUUCCAACUGGAACCGAAUCACAAACUGCCUUAUAUAUUUCUGAAAAAAUAGGAAGUGUUAUUGAUGCUUUGGGAAUUAAAAAAGUUAUCGGAAUUUGUACAGAUAAUUGUGCUGCAAUGAAAAGUGCUUGGACUUUGAUAGAUCAAAAGUAUAAUGUCGACAAAUUGUAUUGUUAUGGUUGUGCUGCUCACAUUCUUAACCUACUCAUGAAAGAUAUUGGUAGUCAAGCAACUGUUGAAACUUUGGUGACAAGUGCAACAGCUAUUGUAAAAGGAAUAAAAGAAGUACAAAUAAUGUCAGCGAUUUUCAAAGAAAUUCAAUCUCAAGAUGAACGUAGAGUAUUUAUUACCUUAAAAUUACCAGCUAAGACAAGAUUUGGAUCUACUAUAAUUAUGAUUGACAGUCUUUGUGUUAAUAAGCAUAAUCUUCAGGCUUUAGCAAUUUCUUCAAAGGCUAUUACAUUAUGGAAACCUGCUUCUCGUGCUCUUGUACUAAAUGAAGAAUUUUGGAAUAAUCUUCAACAAAUUCUUCAAUUGAUGAAACCGAUUGUAAAGUGGAUAAAUAUUUUAGAGGGUGAUAACUCUUUAAUAAAUAAAGUACCUGAAUGUUUUUAUGAUUUAUAUAAUCAUUUUAAUAAUGCAUUUAAUAAUAUUGGAAAUAUUUUUUCGGAAGAAGAAAAGCUGAGCAUAUAUACUUGUUUAGAAAAUCGUAAAACUAUGGCUCUACGGCCCAUACAUUAUGCAGCUAACUUACUUGAUCCUCAAUUAAAAGGAAAAAAUUUAAAUAGGUCAGAAAUGGUUGAAGCUCAUCAAUUAAUUAUAAAUCUUGGUGAUAAAUUAAAUCUAAAUAGUGAUAAGGUAUUAAAAGAUUUAACAGAUUAUGUGUCAGAAUCAAGUAUGUGGAGUUACGACUACGUUAAGCGAGCAAGUAUAAUCACUUCAGCAUGUCAAUGGUGGCAAAGUAUUUGCCAAAAAUCUUCGUUGAGCAAAAUAGCUGUGGCUAUAUUGACUUUACCUGCAACAUCAGCUGCAACCGAGCGUUCCUUUAGUACACAAGGAUGGAUUCAUUCAUCUAAAAGAAAUAAGUUGAGUAUCGAUAGAGCUGGAAAAAUAACAUACAUUGCAAGAAAUUUAAAAUUACUUAAUCCUUCACCAAAAAAUACAGAAGAAGAAUGGGAAUAA
This is a messenger RNA of Chelonus insularis, 1876 nucleotides long. RefSeq lists its product as uncharacterized. NCBI's taxonomy places the organism in Eukaryota, Metazoa, Arthropoda, Insecta, Hymenoptera, Braconidae. The coding region runs from base 374 to 1876 and encodes 500 amino acids. The transcript is spliced from 2 exons. The record is from RefSeq and is a predicted model, not a curated record. Gene Ontology annotation, molecular function: protein dimerization activity.